Molecule: messenger RNA, 4029 nt
Organism: Corvus hawaiiensis (hawaiian crow)
Lineage: Eukaryota; Metazoa; Chordata; Aves; Passeriformes; Corvidae
Product: KIAA1614 ortholog
Exons: 9
Coding region: 104-3613 (1169 amino acids)
Biological process (GO): establishment or maintenance of cell polarity; centrosome cycle; regulation of cellular localization
Cellular component (GO): nucleus; cell cortex; apical plasma membrane
Molecular function (GO): protein kinase C binding
Source: RefSeq, a predicted model, not a curated record
CUCCGCUGCUCUUGCUCUCUUGGGAGCUGUGGGAUGUCGCUGGUGGCUGGAGGUGGAGGACAUCCAUGUCCUGGGAGGAGGUGGAGGUGCUUGGAGGAGGGAGAUGUCUGAGGAGGGGUUGGAGGUGGGCAGGAGGGGCUCACACCCAAAAUGCCAGGGGCUGAUGCUGGAGGAAACCUCCUGCCCAGCCUGUGCUGUACUGGCCAAAGGCUCGUGGUCCUUCUGGGAGCCUUUGGUGGCCUUUCUCCAGCUGAUCUCCAGUCCGAGGUGUUGUCCUGCCAGCACAGUGGCUGACCAGCCCAGCCCCGGGUUGUUUGGGGUCUGUGCUUUCAUUUUGCUCUUUAAAUCUCUUCAUCGUCUCUUGCAAUCAAUCUCCCUCCAGAAGAGAGCCCAGCGCCCUGAAAUCACUCUAAGCCUGUUGCUGCUCACAGCAGCCGCUUCCCGGAGGUUUAAUCCCAGCCACGGCUCCCUGCUGGCAUUCCCUGGCUGCUGGCAUUCCCUGGCUGGUGGCAGGAGCCCUCCUGCUGCCCUUGCUUUGGCACCUCACCCCAGCUCGAUGGGGACAUCUCCCAGGCACGUGUCACCUCCACAGCCCAGGCAAAGGAGCCAGGAUCCCUUUGUGGAAUGGGAUGCAGGACUCAUGGAGGGGAGCCCUCCCGCUGAGGCGCGGCGCCUGCCGCGGCCCCCCAAGCAGCACAUCCAGAGCGGCGGCCAGAGCCCUGCCUCGCUGGAGCGCCCCGAGGCCGCCCGCGGCCCCCAUGCCGUCCUGGAGGGCAAGGUGAAGGCGCUGAAGGAGAAGCGGGGCGGGCGGCCGGGGACCCCCGCAGCUGCCCCCGAGCGCCCCUCGCCCAAGAAGCCGCGGCCCCGGCGGGGGAAGCCGGGGGCGGAGGCGGCGGCGGUGGAGCCGCGGGCUCAGCUCCGGACCUACCUGACGGACGGGCUCCUGGAUGGAGGGGAGCCCGGCAGCCCCCCGGCGCCCCGCACCGGCACCCCGGGGCUCUGGCGGGUGCCGGCACCCAGGGGAGAUGCGCCGGGAGGCCCCGAGCUCCCCCCGGACAAGGGCAGCAGGUCCUGGCGCUCUGCCUCCCUCCAUGAGAGACCCUCCCCGGGUGAAGAGGCACGAGCUCCGCUGCGGGACCGGGGGCGUCCCUCGGCGUCCCCUCCCUCGGCGGAGAGCUGGGAGAGGCUCUCGCUGGCCGAACGGGUGGAGAGGAACCGGCGGCUGCUGCAGGAGGUGCUGGGCCUUGCCGCACCCGAGAUGCCAGUGAGCGAUGGGGACUGGGACUCGGGGGUUUCACUGCAGGACGCGGAGGGCUGCAGGGCCUUUGUGGCCGGGCAGGAGCUCGAGCUGAGCCCGCGGCACGAGCAGGCCAAGCAGCUGCUGCAGCGCGCCCGCAUGAAGGCUCGGACGAACCCCCUGCGCGCCAGCCACGACAUCCUCCUCCUCCCCGCCGCCGCCCCGCGCCCCAGGGAGCCCAGCGGGAGGCCGAGCGUCGCCCCGCGGGACGGCGGGAGCCUGAGCGACUCGUCCAGCGGGGAGUCGAGCUGCGGGCGGCCGCAGCGGCCGCGGGGACCGUCCCCGUCCCGCGUCCGCUUCGAGGACGAGUCGGCCCGGGACGCCGAGGUGCGGUACCUGGAGCGGCUGCAGCUGCGGCACCGGCGGGCGCUGGGCUCGGCGCUCCCCUCGCCGGAGCCGGCCGGCAACAGGCAGCCGGAGGACGGGGCUGGCCAGCCCAAAGCCCGCAGUGGCGACCUCGUGGUCGGGGGCAAGUGCAGCACCUGCGGCUCCUUCCUCGGUGCUGCCGCCGGCCGGGGCACGGACACGCAAGCUGCCCCCGACGUGGCCGGAAGUAGCCCUGCGGCACAAAGAAGCGUCCCAGGAGAUGGCAGGGGGCCGAGCGCUGCCCAGACAGAGCCUAAAAUCAGGCCUCUGGGUCCCGGAGGGUCCCCGCUGUGGAUCCUGCCCUCCCGGCAGCGCAUCCACACCGAGAAGAUCAAGGAGACCUACAUCGGGGACAUCACCUACAUUGACGAAGUGGACUCGGCCCUGGAGAGCACCGACACCUCCGACGGCUGCCGGACGGACAGCGAGGAGGCCAGACCCCGCAGCCCCCACCUGCAGGGGCACCGGGACCCCGGGACUCGCGGCCACAGAACUCCCCGUGCUGUCCCGCAGCCAGAGGCAAGGGCUAGGAAGGGGAUGUGUGUGGCCAGCAGUGGCCCCAAUAACGAGGACUCGGGUGGUGCCACGAAGCAAACGGGGGCCAUUUGCCCCCCACCACCGGGAAGAACCAGCAGCCGGGAAGAUGGGGAACCCCAUCGGCAUCUCGGGGGCAGCAAGGGAGUGGGAGACACUGCUCGUCCCCCGCAGCAGCCCAGUGAGCCCCCGGAGCCUUCCCCGCAGCUGAGGACCAGCACCCCCAUUCCAGGCACCCACGUCCCUGCUCCCCCUCCUACCAAGAAGGCCUGCUCCCAGGUGCCUUGCAGGAAAGCGCUGCUCUCCAGCAGCAGCCGCCAGGCGUCGAGCCAAGGCGCCCGGGGCCCGGAGCCGGAGGCAGGCAGCGCCGCCCCACCCCAGCCCGGGGGCACGGCGGGGCCGGGCGAGCGGCGGGGUCCCUGCAGCCCCAGGUGGCUCCCGGGGAGCCCCCUCCGUGCCUUGUCCACCAACAACUGCAACAACACCCACGGGCAGGACGCCCCGGGGAUGGCCAGAGGUGAGGCCCACGCGUGGCGUGCUGGGGGGGUCCCAGUGAAGCAGGCGCGUGACUGUCCCGCUGUGGUUCCAGGAGCACUGCCACACCCCGCUGCCAGCCCCGUCACCCCCGUGCCCCCGGAGGCUGCUCGUCCCGCCGGGGAAGCUGCCGGGACGCCGGGAGCGCAGCAGCAGCCGCACCCGGCCGGGAGCGCGGCGCACGGGGAGCCGGGGCGGCCAGUGAGCCGUAAGGGCAGCGGCGCUUCAGCGUCAGGGCUGAAAAAGCUCCUGUGCAGCCUGAGCCAGAGCACCAAGCAGCGCCUGGGCCGCUUCCGCUGCUACAGCAUGGAGCAGCUCCCGGCCCCCGGCGGCUCCCCGCUGGGCGGUCCUGGUGUCAAGAAGUCCCCGUCCCUGCAGUCCCUGCAGCUGGUGUCACCCUUCUGCCAGCCCCAAAAAGCCGCCUCUAUCCAGAGCCUGCACUCCCAACUGGGCAAGGCACCCCGUGCCAGCGCCUACCUCCUGCCCCAGACCACGGCUGACAGGAAGGGGGGCUCAGGGCCGCAGCGCUCACUGAGUGUGGAGGACAUCGGGGCGCCCGUCCAGCUGCGCGCAGUGGGGCGUGUGGUCGAGGUCUUCCCUGAUGGCACCAGCCAGCUGGAGCUGCAGCGACCCCCCCAUGGCGCCUUUGGGUUCUCCGUCACCUCUGGGCACGGCCGGCCCGACACAGGUGUCUAUGUGCAGGAGAUGGCGGAUGCCGGCACAGCCAAGCUCUAUGCGGGGCUCCUGGGCGUGGGGGAUGAGAUCCUGCAGGUCAACGGCGCGGCCGUCUCAGGGCUGGGGCUGGCCCGCAUCCGCGAGCUGCUGCUCCAGGCCGACACCCUGUCCCUCCGCGUGCUCCGGCACCGCCCGGCGCCACGGUAGCCCUGGCACGGCUCCUGCAGAGCCUGGCGGGAGGAGGAUGUCCCAGGAUGCUGCAGAAUAGCACGGCAUGGACCAACCAAGCUGCCUCGCAGUGCCAGGACCUGCCCGGAUCCACUGCAGUGGGGACAGGUGGCUUUCCUUGGCCCCCUGGGAGAGAGUGUGGGACCAAGGACCCUCCAGAGUCUCCAGGAGCUGCCCAAGUGUGGGGGACAGGGGACAGCCUGGCCCCGACAGAGCUGGGUGGGUCUGUCCCGCUGGGCACUGGGGUGACCAGCACGGGGACACCCCAUCUCCCUGACUCCAGGAGACAGAAGGCUCCCUGCCAGCACUGCCACCCUGUGCUGGAGGGCUGCUGGGGUUAUUUUAAAUUAUUUCAAACUAAAACCCAAAAAUACAUCUCUGCAAUAACAAAACAG